Molecule: messenger RNA, 594 nt
Organism: Caenorhabditis sp. 36 PRJEB53466
Lineage: Eukaryota; Metazoa; Nematoda; Chromadorea; Rhabditida; Rhabditidae
Source: the annotation of a GenBank genome assembly
AUGUCUUCUCCGUCCGAUCUCUCCAAGUACGGUCUCGAUCUUUCCGAAUCCGAAUCCGAAGAAGACGUGCCUCUGCCGGUCCGACCCGUCCAUCCCAAUGCUCCGUCGAAGAAUGCUCAAAUGAUGCGCGCAAUGUGGGAGGCCCACAAGUCCGAAAAGUCCGAUUCGGAUGAAUCCGAUUCGGAGGAAUCCGAUUCCGAUGAAUCCGAUUCGGAUAAAUCCGCUGAGGAGGAUAAGGAGAACCGGGAGCCGUCGCCAAUUCCACCACCGCCUCCAGCAAGUGCACAACUUCCGUCCGCUCCGAAGCUGCCUAAAACUCCGAGAGCUCCGCCGGCAAUUCCACGUCAACCGUCUCCAGUCCCUCAGGCUCAACUGGUCCCUGCUGCUGCUCCGAAAACGACGAGGAAACCCCGUGCUCCAGUUCCCGCCAAGGCUCCAGCUACGAACAAACCCUGUGCUCCACGUCAACCGUCCUCUGCUCCAGCUACGAACAAACCUCGUCGCAAGAACCAACAAUUUGAACUGCACACAUCCACCUCGAGGUCCUUCAAAGGACUCCCCCCUCCCCUUUACAAUUUACGUCUCGGUUACUAA